ACGUCAAAUUCAAGAUGGAUGGAAUCACGGCGGCUGCGGCGCGCGCGGGCUGAGCGGGAGCGGGACGGGCCCCGGGCCCCGCCUCCUGCCGAGGGGUCGAUAAACCCAAACAAUGGAGGGACUUCUGCACUAUAUAAACCCAGCACAUGCCAUUUCUCUGCUAAGUGCACUAAAUGAGGAACGUCUCAAAGGACAACUGUGCGAUGUUCUUCUAAUAGUGGGAGAUCAAAAAUUUCGAGCUCAUAAAAAUGUCUUGGCUGCCAGCAGUGAAUACUUUCAGACUUUAUUCACAGACAAGGAGAAUGCAACCCAGUCAGUGUUUCAGCUUGAUUUCUGUGAACCAGAUGCGUUUGACAAUGUGUUAAAUUACAUUUAUUCUUCAUCUUUAUUUGUUGAGAAAAGCAGCCUUGCUGCUGUCCAAGAACUGGGUUAUAGCCUAGGUAUUUCCUUUCUCACUAACAUUGUUUCCAAGACACCUCAAGCCCCCUUUCCAACCUGCCCUAGUAAAAAAAUAGCAUUUCAAGAAGAGGAUGAAGGCAGCUCUCAGAAGAGAAGUGUCAUUGUUUGUCAAAGCAGAAGUGAAGCACAAGGGAAGAAUGUCAGUCAAGCCCAACAUGACCUAAGCCAUACCCUAAAGCUUCCACCCUGCAUUGCCGUCAAGACUAAUGCUAGCAGAUCCCUCAUGACCAAACCCAGCGAGCCACUUCACACUGCGGCAGUCAGCGAAAGAAGGUGGCCAAAGGAAAGUUCCGUCAGCUACGGCAACCUUUCCGACCCUCCUGCGUCCCUGGAUGAUCCGCACCGAAGUGGGUUGGGGAAGAGAAAUGCAGUCUUGCCUUCGAAGCCUCUACAGGACAGAGAAACUGCAGACGAUAAACCUGGUGGAAGUGGCCAGCUCCCCAGAGGGAAACCUGUGGAGCUGUCCUCCAAGAGGUCCCGGCCACCUGUUCUGGCUCUCCGUGGCUCGGCCGAGGCCCCAUAUGUGCUGCGAGAAGUGGGCAAAGGGAACGAUCAAGGAGAAAACAGAAACUUGUUGUACUACUCCAAAUUAGGACUGGUGAUCCCAUCUAGUGGGUCCGGUCCCGGAAGCCAAAGUAUCGACCGGAGCGGGCCACUUGUCAAAAGCCUCCUCCGAAGGUCGUUGUCGAUGGACAGCCAGGUCCCUGUGUAUUCACCUUCAGCCGAUCUGAAGUCGGUGCCGGGUUCGUCUUCGGGGACAGGCGACUCACUGGGGAACCCAUUUAGCGUGGCGUCCCACAAGCCGUCGGCCAAAGAUCCUGCAGAGAAAACCGCACCCGAUGACAAGGCCCAGGUGGUCCACCCCCAUCGCCUUAGGUCCUUUAGUGCCUCUCAGUCGACAGACAGGGAGGGAGCGUCUCCCGUCACCGAGGUCCGAAUAAAAACCGAGCCGAGCAGCCCGCUCCCCGACCCUUCGGAAAUCAUCAGAGUCACGGUGGGGGAUGCUUCGGCGUCAGCCAAUAAAGACUGUUCUUUUAAAACAGAAGAUGAUCACAGGGAUAUCAGUAGACUUCCAGCCAAGAGGCGCUUUCAAGCGGACAGGAGGUUGCCGUUAAAAAAACUGAAGGUGAGCGAGCAGGGUUCUCCCGGAUCGGAGGAUAAUUUCGAAGAAGGAUCCAGCCCUUCUCACCUUGAUGCCGACUUCCCGGAUUCUGACGUCAGUAAAGACGAAUACAGUGAGCUGGAAGAAACCAGGCCAAACAAGAAAUUUAAAUGCAAACAUUGCCUUAAGAUCUUCAGAUCCACCGCCGGUCUUCACCGUCACGUCAACAUGUACCACAAUCCAGAGAAGCCCUACGCGUGUGAUAUUUGCCACAAGAGAUUUCACACAAACUUCAAGGUGUGGACCCAUUGCCAGACACAACACGGGAUUGUGAAGAACCCGUCACCAGCCUCCAGCUCCCACGCGAUCUUGGAUGAGAAAUUCCAGAGAAAACUGAUCGAUAUCGUGAGAGAGCGAGAGAUCAAAAAAGCUCUGAUCAUAAAGCUAAGGCGGGGCAAGCAGGGCUUUCAGGGACAGUCCAGCUCACAAGCACAGCAAGUCAUCAAAAGGAACUUGAGAUCCAGAACCAAAGGAGCCUACAUUUGUACUUACUGUGGGAAAGCUUAUCGUUUCCUCUCCCAGUUUAAGCAGCACAUAAAAAUGCACCCUGGAGAAAAGCCAAUCGCCGUAAAUAAAGUGGCGAAGCAGAAAGAGCACGUCCGCCUUGAAAAUCCAGUUGAGAGCAAGGAGGUUUACCAGUGCCGCCUCUGCAGCGCUAAGCUGUCCUCUCUCGUAGAACAGGGGAAUCACGAGCGACUCUGCCGAAAUGCAACCGUCUGUCCUUACUGUAGCCUUAGGUUUUUUUCCCCAGAGCUGAAGCAUGAACAUGAAAGUAAGUGCGAGUACAAGAAGCUGACUUGCCUUGAGUGUAUGCGUACUUUCAAAUCUUCCUUCAGCAUCUGGCGUCAUCAGGUCGAAGUCCAUAAUCAGAACACCAUGUCGGCCGCCGAAAAUUUCCCCUUACCCGUCCUUGACCACAAUGGUGAAGUCCCCGGCGCUUCAAGGCUGCAGUCCCAGUCGGAGCCUAAUAAAAUCAAUCAUCUUGCCACCGCAAAAGAAGACGGGGUAUUCAGCGAUUCUUCAGAACAGAUCAAUUUCGAUUCAGAGGAUUCCUCGUGUCUCCCGGAAGACCUGAGCAUCUCCAAGCAAUUCAAAAUUCAAAUCAAAGAGGAACCCGCAGACGAUAUCGAGGACGAGGGGGCCAAAACCAGCGCCGCCCCCAAGGAAGCCGUCCCCAACAAGGACACUGGGUUGUGGCCCUGUGAAAAGUGUGGGAAAAUGUUUACCGUGCACAAGCAGCUAGAGCGGCACCAGGAGCUCCUGUGCUCCGUGAAGCCGUUCAUCUGUCACGUGUGUAACAAAGCUUUUCGCACCAACUUUCGUCUCUGGAGCCAUUUCCAGUCCCACAUGUCUCAGGCUACGGAAGAGCCUGUGCAGAAAGAACCCGAGGUGUGUCCCCCCGCUAACUCACCAUCUCCGCCACCUCUGCCUCCGCCUCCGCCGUUGCCCAAAAUUCAACCCCUGGAGCCCGACAGCCCCACUGGGAUGAGCGAGGGUCCAACUACUACUGAGAAAUUAUUCGUCCCCCAAGAGUCAGACACCCUCUUUUACCACGCUCCUCCCCUUUCGGCCAUCACAUUUAAAAGGCAGUAUAUGUGUAAACUUUGUCACAGGACAUUCAAGACUGCAUUUAGCCUUUGGAGUCACGAGCAGACGCACAAUUAAAAGAGCCAGGCACCUUCUCCCUGCUGUCGAAGAAUUGGAGAGGCCGUUUCCAAGAUAUUUCAGAAGUUUUGUGCUGUGGGUUGCAAAAUGGGUGUGGCUGGCAAUAUGGGAAUAUACUGAGUAAAAACGAUGCGGUCUAUUGCAAAUGAUACGUAACUAUGGUCCUCCGUUUUGGUAUUCCAGUUAGGCUUUAAGGUGGAGUGGGGGGGAAUAAAA
Tachyglossus aculeatus (Australian echidna) is the source of this 3502-nucleotide messenger RNA. It is a transcript of the gene ZBTB21, whose product is annotated as zinc finger and BTB domain containing 21. Gene Ontology annotation, cellular component: nucleus. The record is from RefSeq and is a predicted model, not a curated record. Gene Ontology annotation, biological process: negative regulation of DNA-templated transcription; regulation of transcription by RNA polymerase II. The coding region runs from base 113 to 3286 and encodes 1057 amino acids. NCBI's taxonomy places the organism in Eukaryota, Metazoa, Chordata, Mammalia, Monotremata, Tachyglossidae. The transcript is spliced from 3 exons. Gene Ontology annotation, molecular function: DNA-binding transcription factor activity, RNA polymerase II-specific; protein binding; RNA polymerase II cis-regulatory region sequence-specific DNA binding.